Messenger RNA from Myripristis murdjan (pinecone soldierfish), 2243 nucleotides. RefSeq names its product distal-less homeobox 1a (gene dlx1a). The record is from RefSeq and is a predicted model, not a curated record. Gene Ontology annotation, biological process: embryo development; negative regulation of transcription by RNA polymerase II; cell differentiation. Gene Ontology annotation, molecular function: DNA-binding transcription factor activity, RNA polymerase II-specific; RNA polymerase II cis-regulatory region sequence-specific DNA binding. Lineage: Eukaryota; Metazoa; Chordata; Actinopteri; Holocentriformes; Holocentridae. Bases 323 to 1087 code for a protein of 254 amino acids. The transcript has 3 exons.
GGAAAUCUGAGGUUUUGUGGUUUUUCUUGAGUUUAUCAGGUUCUUCGGACCCAGCCCCAGCGUCGCCAAUCGGCUUCACUCUUGGAGAGAGUGGACCAAUCAGCGACAGUCUUUGAUGAAUAUUCAUGAGUCCACGAUUCAAACCUUUGAGCGAGUUUGUCUUGAUCCACAGCAUCAUACCUAGGACUUUUCACAGAGACAAACUACAUUUUCUUAUGAAUGGAAAGAGAAAAAAUCAGUUCGGCUUAAAUUGGGACCCAUCCUUCACUGAGAUCAUAGAAGGAAAACAAAAAAAGCAAGAGAGGGGGAACCGCCAGAAGAGAUGACAAUGACUACAAUACCAGAAAGUCUUAAUAGCCCUGUCUCAGGAAAAACCGUUUUCAUGGAGUUUGGACCCCCAAGUCAACAAAUGUCGCCUUCCUCAAUGUCUCACGGACACUAUCCCAUGCACUGUUUACAUUCUGCAGGUCAUACCCAGCACGACAGCUCCUACAGCCCAGCCUCGUCGUUUCCCAGAUCUUUGGCUUAUCCAUACGUAAACUCCGUCGGCAGCCAUUCCACCAGUCCAUAUCUCAGCACAGUACAGACCUACCAAAACAGCUCGGCACUCGCACAAACACGGUUAGAAGAUACAGCACCAGAAGCGGAGAAAAACACAGUAGUGGAAGGCGGAGAGGUUCGGUUCAACGGAAAAGGGAAAAAGAUUAGGAAACCAAGGACUAUCUAUUCGAGUUUACAACUUCAAGCUCUGAACAGAAGAUUUCAACAAACUCAGUAUUUGGCGUUACCGGAGAGAGCUGAGCUCGCAGCGUCUCUCGGUCUCACCCAGACACAGGUGAAGAUUUGGUUUCAGAAUAAGAGAUCCAAGUUCAAGAAACUGAUGAAGCAAGGCGGUGGCACGAUUGAUAGCAACGCUUUAGCUAAUGGCCGCGGACUUUCCACCGGUUCCCCCUCGGUGGCACCUGUUUGGAGCUCGCCGACCACCGUGAAAACUUCAGUGGGGACGCCGGGGUCUUACAUUCCCAGCUACACCUCAUGGUAUCCAACCACACACCAAGAGUCUAUGCAACAGUCACAGCUCAUGUGAACAGAGACUUGAGCGUCCGGCCUCAGCUCCGCCAUGGCUCCUAUCAGGAACGCAAAGGGCCAGCAGCGGCCCUGCACUGCUAAUGCACACAAAGUAUCCCGGAGUUUGCUCCCAUGUUGCCAGCUGACACAAUGGCCUCCUCAUACCGGAUGACGGCAGGCAGUGAAUCAGGGAGCCGAGAGACUGAAAAGGCACCCUGUAUGCGCCCAAGGGCACCCAGUCCUUUGAGUCCAUGACAGUCAGCGGAAAUCGUAAACAAAUGGAUCCUUUUUGGCUGCUGUUUAUCAUUUCUGUGGCAUUUUUUUAAAAGGCUAGCGUAUUUGUGAAAGCAGAUCUAUUGAGCUGUACAAUAUCUCUAAGAAAACCCACGUGUUAGAUUUAUUUACGUGUUACACUAGCCUGGCUGUCACGUGCAGUGUCAACAGAGCCCUGCAGACACCACGGGCCUCACAGGCACAUAUGGGCUUAGUGUGAUGAGACCUAAAACUCCUGAUCAGCAGCUAAACAUCACUCAUAGAGCUGUUUCCUUAACCAAAUAAAUACUAAUAAAUCGAAGCAAGCCUCGCCCAACAGGCUGUUUUGCUCACAUUCUAGUAGAGAGCCAUUGUGCAAAGCCUCAAAAUGCUAAUAUGUUGUUUAAUGUGUGUUUGCUAUUUAAGUUAAAUUAUUCAGACUAGUUUUUUUCUGUUGAAGUCAGUAUGUGUUCAAUUUUUCUAAGUGUAUUUGAGAUAACAACAAAGUGUUGUUAAUGCUGCACUGACGCAAGCAGAGCUUUUCUAUCACCGUGCCCCGAUGUUAUGUGAACAUGUAAAAGGCCUGACGAUUUGCUGCUUUAGACAAGAAGAUGAUGAGGAAAAAAAGGAAAAAAAGAAGAAAAAAAAAACAUCCCGAGGGUGAACAGCUCAGUUGUCACUGUAUUUUUGUACAUAAAUAGACAUUUCCAGAUUUGGUUUGUGCUGUACUCGAUACGCUGUGAAACAGGGUUUUAGGCUUUCUGUAUUCGUCCAGAUGUGUUUAGUCAACAUAGAAAUAUUUAGUUUUGUAUUGACCACUUUAAUUUAUUUCUUUGUUUCUGAAGUUUAUGUACAUAAUGUGCAGUUUCAAAAGCAGUAAAAUAAUGAUUUAAAUGAUGUCAAGAAAGGUGUCUGAUUGAAAA